Messenger RNA from Stylonychia lemnae, 984 nucleotides. Lineage: Eukaryota; Ciliophora; Spirotrichea; Sporadotrichida; Oxytrichidae. The record is from the annotation of a GenBank genome assembly.
AUGGAAUCUUCUGGAAAAUAACAAAGCGUCAAAUACCUCAAUGGGGCUUUUGACUUGGUUGAAGAAGAUGUACCUCAGCCAGGUAAGGGUCAAGUCUUGAUUGAAGUGCACUACUCCACUGUAAAUCCAUAUGACAGAAUUAUGCAUGGAAUCAACAAAGCUGAGGGCUACGUAAUGGGCUCAGAUGGCUGUGGAAUCAUCGUUGCUGUAGGAGAAGGCGUAGAUGCCACUCUCAUUGGCAAGAAAGCAGCUUUCCUCGGAGGCGGCUGGUCCAGAUACGCAGUUUCCAACCUUGACUUUACAGUGCUCUUCAAUCACGACGACUUUGACUUGAAAUAGGGAGCUAAUACUUACGUGAAUCCUUUCACUGUGACAGCCAUGCUAGAUUUUGCAAAGAAAAACAAUGCCUCCGCUGUCAUCCAAAUGGCUGCUUCUUCUGCCCUUGCUAAACAAAUGCUCAGACUUUCCCAAAAGGAAGGCAUUGAGACCGUGAACAUUGUUAGAAAAGACGAUUAAGUGAAGGAUCUUUAGGAAAACCUUGGAGCUAAGUAUGUGUUGAAUUAAGAGAGCCCAAGCUUCCUUGAAGAUUUACAAAAGGUCUUAGACGAAGUAAAGCCCACAGUUUUGUUCGAGUGUGUUGGCGGUGAACUUCCAGGUGAAAUCUUCAAGAGAAUGGCAGCCAAAUCAUUCAUGGUUGUUUACGGUAACUUAUCAAAGCAAAAGGUGGCAUUUGAGCCAACUGAAUUCCAUUGGUCUGACAAGCAAAUCGUUGGACUUAUGAUGUUCCGCUGGGUAUCUUCACUUCCUCUUGACGAAAGAAGAAAAUGGUUUGAUUAUGUUGCUGAAGACCUUUACAAUGGAGGUAAAAUAUUCGGCUCUAAGAUCGCAAAGGAGGUGCCAAUUGAACAAUGGAGAGAAGCUCUCCCAGACUCAGAAAAAGUUGCAAGCGAGGGUAAGUACCUGAUCAAUUGCAAGAGAUAAUGA